AUGGAUGUCACUAAUGCGUUCUUGCAUAGUGAUUUGGAUGAAGAGAUAUAUAUGAGUUUACCUCAGGGUUACACUCGUCCUCCUGGAACUACUUUGCCUCCUAAUGCUGUUUGUCGAUUGAACAAGUCCAUUUAUGGACUGAAACAAGCAUCGAGACAAUGGUACCGCUGUUUUUCAAAGGUUCUUCUCUCUGACGGAUUUAUUCAAGCACUUGCUGACAACACACUGUUUGUUAAGAUUGACUCCACAUCAUUUAUUGCUGUUCUGGUAUAUGUUGAUGAUAUCAUGAUUGUUAGCAACAGUGAUGCAGCAGUAAUGCGAGUGAAGAAGCUUUUGGAUGCAGAGUUCAAGAUCAAAGACCUUGGCCAACUCAGAUUUUUCUUAGGCUUGGAGAUUGCCAGAAAUUCUGAAGGUAUCUCUGUUUCUCAGCGAAAAUAUUGCCUGGAUCUGCUGAAUGAUGCAGGACUACUUGGAUGUAAGCCUAAGUCGGUUCCUAUGGAUCCGAAGGUGACACUCUCGAAGGACUCUGGUCUUCUCUUGGACGAUGGUACACCAUAUAGAGCGUUGAUUGGUAGGCUUCUUUACUUAACAAUCACAAGACCAGAUAUCACCUUUGUUGUCCAUCAUUUGAGCCAGUAUCUGUCAUGUCCCACUGAUGUACAUAUGCAAGCUGCAAUGCAUAUUCUCAAAUAUCUCAAGAACAACCCAGGACAAGGGUUGUUUUACUCUGCUAAGGAUGACAUAUGCUUAAAUGGGUUUGCGGAUGCUAACUGGGGUACUUGUCCUACUACAAGACGAUCAAUAUCUGGUGUCUGUGUUUUUCUUGGUGACUCUUUGAUUAGUUGGAAGUCAAAGAAGCAGAAGGUUGCCAGCCAGAGUAGCACGGAGUCCGAAUACAGAGCUAUGGCACUUGCUACAAAUGAACUUGUUUGGAUGCAACAAUUACUUACUACUCUGCAGGUUCCAGUUCAAAAGCAGGCCAAGCUCUUCUGUGAUAACAAAUCGGCUAUGCACAUAGCCAAUAAUCCAGUCUUUCACGAAAGAACGAAGCAUGUGGAGAUCGACUGUUAUGUUACACGAGACCAAGUGAAAAAUGGCUUCUUGAAGUUCUGGUCACUUUAA
Messenger RNA from Camelina sativa (false flax), 1122 nucleotides. Lineage: Eukaryota; Viridiplantae; Streptophyta; Magnoliopsida; Brassicales; Brassicaceae. The record is from RefSeq and is a predicted model, not a curated record.